GUGAGGGCGGAUCCCGACGGGACCCGGUGACGUGUCUUGUGUUACAGCUGCCCGCCCCGGCGCGGCUCUUGGCCGGCCUGGGUUUGGCGUGUCGGGUGAGGUGGAAGGGAGAGAAAGAAGAAAGGGCGACGGCGAGAAAGACGGAGGUGUCACCGGAAAGGCGCCUGUUAAACACCUCUGCUGUCCGCUGCUUUGAAAGGGGAAAGCACGCCGGCCCGCUCGCCCUGAGCCAUGUUCAACGUCGAGAGUCUGGAGCGGGCCGAGCUCGGGGAGAGCUUGCUGACUUGGAUCCAGACAUUUAAUGUUGAAGCACCAUGCCAGACUGUAGAAGAUUUAACAACUGGAGUUGUGAUGGCUCAAGUACUUCAAAAGAUAGAUCCAACAUAUUUUGAUGAAAAUUGGCUAAAUAGAAUAAAAAGAGAAGUAGGAGAAAACUGGAGAUUGAAGGUGAGCAAUCUGAAGAAAAUUUUAAAAGGAAUUUUGGAUUACAACCAUGAAAUUUUGGGACAACAGAUUAAUGAUUUUAUCCUUCCUGAUGUUAACUUGAUUGGGGAGCAUUCUGAUGCAGCAGAGCUUGGAAGAAUGCUUCAGCUUAUUUUAGGCUGUGCUGUAAACUGUGAACAAAAACAAGAGUAUAUUCAGACCAUCAUGAUGAUGGAGGAAUCUGUUCAACAUGUGGUCAUGACAGCCAUUCAGGAGUUGAUGAGUAAAGAGUCUCCGGUCACUGCUGGAAAUGAUGGUUACGUUGAUCUUGACCGUCAGUUGAAGAAAACAACGGAAGAAUUAAAUGAAGCCUUAGCAACCAAAGAAGAAAUUGCUCAGAGAUGCCAUGAGCUGGAUAUGCAAGUUGCCGCAUUGCAGGAAGAGAAAAGUAGUUUGCUAGCUGAGAACCAGGUCUUAAUGGAACGCUUAAAUCAGUCUGAUUCCAUAGAAGACCCAAACAGUCCAGCAGGACGUAGACAUCUACAGCUCCAGACACAGUUGGAGCAGCUCCAAGAGGAAACCUUCAGAUUAGAAGCAGCAAAAGAUGAUUAUAGAAUUCGUUGCGAAGAGUGAAAAGAAAUUACAGAUUUACGGCAACAAAAUGAAGAAUUAACAAAUCUAGCUGACGAAGCUCAAUCUCUGAAAGAUGAGAUGGAUGUAUUAAGGCACUCAUCUGACAAAGUAGCCAAGUUAGAAGGCCAAGUAGAAUCAUACAAAAAGAAGCUAGAAGAUCUUGGAGACCUUCGGAGGCAAGUAAAACUUUUGGAAGAGAAAAACACAAUGUACAUGCAAAACACGGUGAGCUUGGAAGAAGAACUGAGGAAAGCCAAUGCAGCUCGCAGCCAAUUGGAAACGUAUAAGAGGCAGGUGGUUGAACUUCAAAACAGAUUGUCUGAAGAAUCCAAAAAAGCAGACAAACUAGAAUUUGAGUACAAGAUGCUGAAAGAAAAAGUAGAUAGUUUCCAAAAAGAAAAAGAUCGGCUAAGGACAGAAAGAGAUUCUUUAAAGGAAACAAUUGAAGAGAUCCAUUGCAUAAAAGCACAAGAAGGACAACUAACUACUUCAGGAUUAUUACCUUUGGAAGGUCAAGAAUCUUCUGACAGUUUGGCAGCAGAAAUUAUUACUCCAGAAAUAAAGGAAAAGCUUAUUCGCCUUCAACAUGAAAACAGAGUGCUAAAACUUCACCAGGAGGGCUCUGACAAUGAGAGGAUUGCUUUGCUGCAGAGUCUCUUGGAUGAUGCCAAUCUGAGAAAGAAUGAAUUAGAAACAGAGAACAGGCUUGUAAACCAGAGAUUGCUUGAAGUACAAUCUCAGGUUGAAGAAUUACAGAAGUCUUUGCAGGAGCAAGGAUCAAAAGCUGAAGAUUCAGUCAUUCUGAAAAAGAAACUUGAUGAACAUCUUGAAAAGCUCCAUGAAGCUAAUAAUGAGCUUCAGAAGAAACGGGCAAUCAUUGAAGAUUUAGAACCCCGUUAUAACAAUAGUUCACUCAAAAUAGAAGAAUUGCAAGAAGCUUUGUGUAAAAAAGAAGAAGAAAUGAAGCAAAUGGAAGAACGAUACAAAAAAUAUUUGGAAAAAGCUAAAAGUGUCAUCCGUACUUUAGAUCCCAAACAGAACCAAGGUUCAGCACCUGAAAUUCAGGCACUAAAGAAUCAACUGCAGGAACGUGAGAGGAUGUUCCAUUCCUUAGAGAAAGAAUAUGAAAAGACAAAGAGUCAAAGAGAAAUGGAGGAGAGAUACAUUGUCAGUGCCUGGUACAAUAUGGGGAUGACUCUUCAUAAAAAAGCAGUAGAAGACAGACUUGCUAGUACUGGUUCAGGACAGUCUUUCCUAGCUAGGCAAAGGCAAGCCACCAGCACAAGGAGAGCUUAUCCGGGCCAUGUCCAGCCAGCCGCAGCAAGGUAGAGAGUCCUUGCCUUGCCUUUUGAAUGGAAGCCAUCCUGGAAUCAAGACGUACUUCUGUUAUAAGUGACUGUAUUUCAGGAAAACCUAGCCAGCAUUCUUUCAGUAUUGUCUCUUCAUGUCUCAUUUCCAGAAGAGAACUUUUCUUUUUAAUUUUCUUCUUCUUUUCUGGAGUCUUCCUUUUGUCUUUUAAUGUGCCAAGAUGUUGAAAAAACACCCAAUGGGAAAGUUAUUAAUGGAAUUUUCCCAUACCCCUUUUCAUAUGCAGUUGUCAUCUCUUAAAAAACCCUAUAAUGUUUUCUUUUUCACACUAAUUUGAUCUGUUUGAAUUGGGUAUUGCAAUUUUUAACUUUGCUACGCAGGAAGAUGUGUAAUAUUACUUGCAAAGAUUAGAUAGACAUGCUGGCAGAAGUUGUAAGAACCCGAUGAGACAUAUUCAUGACAUUAUCUUAUGCUGCUGUUAAUUCGUUUACUUUGGCUUCAUCUGGUUGAUUGUUUAAAUGCUGCUUUAAAAAAAAUGCCCUCCAUUACUGAGGAGUGUUUUGAUAGGUCAAUAAGAAGGACAAACCAUUGACAUUGGUACUGAUGUCUUAGGGUAAUUAAGAUCAUUCUACCAUGUAAACUUGCUAACCUGUUGUGCUAAGUGAUAUUUCAUGCCUGUGCAGUUAUCGAUCUGUCAGAAGUACAGUUAGUGUUUCUCUGAUUCUGCAAGUUAUGAAUUAUGGUUUCGGAGCUACCUAUUACACCCUUCUCAAAUAUUUGGGAUUAACUCAAAUUAAACAGUUCCAUAUGGAUGGAGGUUUUAUUGAAAACUUUAGUAGAGAGAUUUUUUUUGCUGUAUGUUUUUCUAAACAUAAGCUUAUGUUAACUUUUUAAGAAUAUCUCAAGAACCUUGGCUCUCUUUGGGUCGAAGGUAAGGUAAGAACCCUGUUUUUCAUUCUGAACUGAGUGUAUAUGGAUUUUAUCACCAUAUUUAUUUAGGUAUGGAUAUUAUUCCCCUCAUUUUUGUUAAUGCAUUCAUACUGUGCACAACAAUUUUCUGACUUAAAGACGCUUGUUUUUAACUCAUUGCCAUCUAAGCACAUGAAAGAAGUUUUUGAAAUCCACUCAUGUAAAGGUGACAAAAUAAGAUGUAAUGCCAUUGGUCCUUCUGUAGAAUGGUUCCAGUAUUUGAUAAAGUAGGCCAGAUGAUGUCCCUGCUGCAGAAAAAUCAUUUCAUAAUCAGUGUAUGGCUAAUUCCUUUGAUAGGUUUUUACACCUAUAAGCAAAUGAUAUUAGGUAAUCAUUAUGAUUUUUGUGCUAAUGCAAAAAUAUAUAUCAGAUUUUGUUGAUUAAACUUACUUUGAUAAAGCCUAUACAGUACUUACUCUUUCGAGAGUUAACUUGUUCAAGUUAUAUAGAAGGUCUAACAUUCUUAAUUGACUACUUCUGUGCUUUUGUAUGCAAAAACAGAGCAAAACUCAUAUCUGAAGAUGUUUUUUCUGCCAACUAUUAUGGUAAUCUAAUGAAACCUGAUUAUUUAGUCUUGCCUGAAAAAAAACCCUUGAAUGUAAUUUUUCAUAAAUAGAUCUAUCUUCUCUUCUUUUUCAACUUUCAGUCUAUUCACUAGCUCUCCUUUCUGACUAGUUAUUAUUGAGGUUUUGAUCAGCUUUAUUUCAUGUUUUUUAAUUAGUCUUUUAUAUUUUUCACCUUUCCUGAAAGCACCUUGAAUUUAUUUCUCCAGUCUGGCUAGUUCAGAUCUACUUGUGCAGAAGUGAUAAGUAUGUCCGAUGUAAAAUCUAAUUCUUUUAAGGCUUUGCAAUUUACAUAUUUCUUUGAUUUUGAUGCCCAGACACACAUUUCUGGAAGUUUAAAAAAAUGAAAGUCAAAUAUCAUAUUAAGAAAGCCAAAGAAAGUUAGUGGCCGGUAUUUCCUACUGAAAUAAGUGGGAUAUUAGUUGCAUCUAACUGUCCUUAAUUUAUGGAGGAGUCAUGUAUGGCUGUGUAAUUUGUUGAAUUCAGGAGCUGUGUAAUUUGUUGCUACAUGCAGACUCUCUGGCUAAGGUAAUUUGAAGAAAAAAUCAUGUAGGAUCUUCAAACUAGUCUACACUUUUAGUUUGAAACAUUUCUUAUAACACUAUUUGCAACAUCAAGAUUUCAAAAAUUCUGAUAGAGUUGUGUUAAAGUUGGAUUCUAUUUUGUUAUACUAUUGUUUCUAGAAUUUUAUAAUUAGGUUUUUUUCCGUUACAAGUUUUUCUUCUUCUUUCAUACUUGUGACAUGGCUAAUUUUCUCCUAUUAAUCAUGAUUUUUAAUGUAUGAAAUGAUCAGUUAAAUCUUAAUUCCAAUGAGAUACUGAAAACUUAAGGAAUUCUAGGAAAUGAAUGCAGGUAACCUGCUAGCACACCAAAUAUUUAAUAUUUCCUACUGCAUUCUUGAAUGUACCUUUAGGGUAGGCAUAUCAGGUUGAGAAAAUUAACCAUUAAUUAGCCAUUAAAAUACACCGGAGGGACGUAUUUCAUUUCAGUAUUGGGUUAUGAGCACAAUAAACAUUGUUCAUAUUUCUGGGAAAGGAAUGUUUGAUAUGAAUUUUUUGUUAUAUCAUUUAGCUGAAUUUACAUGGCUGAAAAACUAGGCUGCAGCUUCAUUAUUAAGACAGUUGACAGUGGGUUGCUCACUUCCAUUAUCCUUCUUUUACAGAAGCAGCAAGAGACAUUGCUCCUUAGCCAGGGUUUUUUUUCAGUCUUAUGUUUUUUGCAUAAAGGUUACAGAUAGUCUUUACCUUAUAAUGAGCUUUAGGCCAUCUACAUGGUAAUCCUGGCCUCAUGUACCGAUGUCUGAAGCUGCCUUUUGGCUAGAAAACUAAUUAGACUUUCAGUUUGGAUUCUGAAAGUCUGAAGCUGGAAUAUAAUUCAAGAUGGACUAUUUUCAUGUGUGAAAAUAUACCUAAUUAUUUUUUCCACAAAUAAUUGCCCAGUUUGAGCUGGGUUUUCAGAAGACAUUUGGGCAACUAGAGGACUGAAUGCGAUCAGGGAAAAGCAGAUUUGUUAAUCAAACUGCAAGAGGCAUAGUAUAAGAGAAGCUGUGGAAAGUUUUUGUGCAAAAUGACUUAACAAUUUCAAGUGUUUUCAGCUGUUUUAUGUUACAUUUGGCAUAUUAAAAAGCUUGAUUGCUAUAUACAGCAAAGUCUCCUAUAUAAAUAGCUUAUGAAUUCAUAUAUGCAACCAGGCAGGGAACUGCUAGAUAGAAUUUCCUUUCUUUCUUUUAGUAUAUUGUCUAGUACAGAUAAUGCCCAAAG
Molecule: messenger RNA, 5656 nt
Organism: Thamnophis elegans (Western terrestrial garter snake)
Lineage: Eukaryota; Metazoa; Chordata; Lepidosauria; Squamata; Natricidae
Gene: HOOK3
Product: hook microtubule tethering protein 3
Biological process (GO): cytoskeleton-dependent intracellular transport; cytoplasmic microtubule organization
Cellular component (GO): cytoplasm; centrosome
Molecular function (GO): microtubule binding; dynein light intermediate chain binding
Source: RefSeq, a predicted model, not a curated record